Messenger RNA from Phyllotreta striolata, 1800 nucleotides. The record is from the annotation of a GenBank genome assembly. NCBI's taxonomy places the organism in Eukaryota, Metazoa, Arthropoda, Insecta, Coleoptera, Chrysomelidae.
AUGUCGCUGGGGAGGCACUCGUCACCGACUAACGCGAUACAACCGUUGGACGCGGAAAAAAUCCUACCGGCUCGACCAGACAACGUAAAGCUCUUUAAGGACGUUAAAGGACGAAUGGGUUCCGUUAAGAUGCCAUCUUUAUUAGAAGCCCUCGAACAGAAGUAUGGUGAAAGUUCGACGGAUUCCGAUGGUUCGGAAGACGAAGGUAUUUCCGUGUCCAUUUUCGUGCCUUGUAAAUCCCCGAGAGCCGUAGUACCGGCCCUUUUGGUACUCAACGACUGUGACAUCGCCACUGCCGGUGAAAAAGAGGCCUUGAUAGCCAAAUGCGCCAGCGUCGAGGAAUUGGACUUGGCCAAAAACAAAUUGCAAGAAUGGCCCGAGGUAUUCGGUAUCUUAGAGCAGAUGCCUCGGCUUAAAUUCGUCAAUUUGAGCUUCAACGUGCUAUCCACUCCGCUCAAAUCCGAAGUGGAGCUCGACAAAGGCACGCAAUGGCAGCAACUGAAAAGUCUAGUGUUAAAUUCCACGUACAUAAGUUGGGACAGCGUCCAGGAAAUCCUGGACCACCUGCCGAAUUUGGAAGAACUCCACCUUAGUUUGAACGACUACAACGACGUUCGUCUACAAGAGUUAAAUAACUGUGAUAGCGGCAUAAACGACAACGAAGUCGCCCGUUCCCCCAGCGAGUCCGAGGACGCCAAAACGUGCUCCUGUCCCCCCAAACCGAACCAUAAGCAUACGGGAUUGAGGGUCUUCCACUUCAACGGCAAUCCCGUGGAGGACUGGAAGGAAGUGGUGAAAAUAGGAUACGCUUUUCCUAAUUUACAGACCCUAGUUCUGGCCGAUUGUCCUAUUAGAACGUUGGACGUUGACGAGGACUUGGAGGAGGACGGUGGAGGCGGUAAUAUGAACUACGAGAGAACUGAAAGCCAGUGCACGGCGUGCACUGAUAAGUGCUCGCCUCACGGCGGAUUCCAAAACUUAAAAAUCAUCAAUAUGAACUCGACCAAUAUUUCCACGUGGAACGACGUGGAAAAGUUGGCCAAAUUCCCUAAAUUGGAGUGCGUUAGAAUUCAAGCGUGUCCCAUUUGGGAGAGUAACGAAUAUACGGAGCACGAGAGGCGGCAAUUGCUCAUUGCGCGAUUACCGAACGCCAAGACGCUCAACGGCGGUAGUAUAUCCACUGAGGAAAGAGAGGACGCCGAACGGGCUUUCAUUAGGUAUUAUAUGGACAAACCGGAGAGCGAUCAGCCGGAAAGGUUUUUCGAAUUAAUCCAAAUCCACGGUAAAUUGGACCCUUUGGUAAAAGUUGAUCUCCGGCCGGAAAAACGAGUGAAAGUGACCUUUACGUGCGGAGAAAACAGCGAAACUAGGCCUCUAGAUUUAUCCAGAACAGUAUGGGAUCUCAAGGUAAAGUUGGAAGGAUUCGCUGGAUUUUCCGCGUCAAAAAUGCGGCUGUUCUACGUCGACCAGGACUUGAGAGACUUCCAGGGACCGGAGUUGAUGAAGUUCCCCAACAAGCGGCUGUACAGCUACAACAUUCGCAACGGUGACGAAAUAAUAAUAGACUGUAAAAAGAAACCGACCGCCCCGACGACGUCCUUCGUCCUUCGGAAUCUUCGACAUGCGUCUCGGUUCUCGUGGCACGCGUACAACCCCCGAAGAGCGCGCGCACUUCGCAAGAAGAGGGGCGCCCAUUCGGUAGGUAGAAAACCGUAUGCUACGGCCCGCCGAAGACACAUCACACUGUUCGAUGUUUUCGGAACGAUCAACACGUGCUGCUAUCGACCACUAAAGCUCUAA